Messenger RNA from Corylus avellana, 1401 nucleotides. RefSeq names its product GRAM domain family protein. Lineage: Eukaryota; Viridiplantae; Streptophyta; Magnoliopsida; Fagales; Betulaceae. The record is from RefSeq and is a predicted model, not a curated record.
CCUCAGGUAACAACUGGUCAACAAGAAGCCAAAUGAACCUGAAUUUCCAAGCCCUUCUUUACCUUCUCGAAAGUUGAUGCUGCUAUUGAGUAUUGAGCAUAUGUAUAUACAUACGCUUCAUGGCUAAGGAUCUCUCAGGAUCUCUCCUUGAUUAACAGUCUAUCACCUUGGGAGAGCUAACAUCUAUUUUACAUUCAAAUCAACCAUGAAAGGCACAACUGAAGAAGGAGAAUUACCCCACAAAUCAUCUUCCAAAGCCAAAGAAUCCGAGUCUCAUAUACCCUCUUCUUUAUCCAUUAUCACAGAUGAACCACAGCCUAAUCAACCUUAUUCAGCAGCAACAGCAGCUUCAUAUCCACCAUCGGAUGAGGAAACCAAGAAAUGGGGAACCCACAUCAUGGGAGCACCGGCAGCCCCUACUGUACACCCUGACAACCAGAAGGCUGCCUUGUGGACUGCUGCUGACCACCAACAAAUCUACCACCAACCCUAUGUCGUCUACUCCCCUGUUGACAAGCCAAGCAACAAUCCUUUUGAGCCUGUGAUUCACAUGUUCAAUAACUGGAGCAGGAAAGCUGAGACCAUAGCCCGCGACAUCUGGCACAACCUUAAAACCGGGCCAUCUGUAUCAGAAGUCGCAUGGGGGAAAGUGAACCUGACAGCCAAAGCAUUAACAGAGGGAGGAUUCGAGUCCCUCUUUACGCAGGCUUUCUCAACCUAUCCAAACGAGAAGCUAAAGAAGACGUUUGCUUGUUACCUUUCCACAGCUACCGGCCCUGUUGCUGGAACCCUCUAUCUGUCCACAGCUCGUGUGGCUUUCUGCAGUGAUCGUCCCCUGUCUUUCAUUGCUCCAUCGGGACAAGAAGCUUGGAGCUACUACAAGGUUAUGAUACCUUUGGAAAAUAUUAGCAAUGUCAACCCUGUGAUAAUGAGAGAAAACCCAUCAGAGAAGUAUAUUCAGAUUGUCACCACCGAUGGUCAUGACUUCUGGUUCAUGGGUUUCAUUAAUUUCGAGAAAGCCACACAUCACCUCUUAAAUAGCGUAUCGGAUUUCAAAGCGCACAAUAGUUCUUAGACAGCAGAUGUGUGGCACCAACGACUGGAUCCUUCAUCUUCUUCAAAAUCUUUCUGUUCUCUGUUUCUUGUUGAUUUCUGUGUGUACAUGGACAGCAACAGUACUGUCUUUCUUUUUUUCUUUUUUUUCUUUUUUGGAAGUAACAGUACUGUCUUUUCUUUUUCUUUUUUUUGUUUUUUCUGAUUGAACCAGAGAAAAGGGUUACAAGGGAGGUCCACAGUACUGUCUUUCUUAAUUUGUUUUCAAUCAUGUUUUUUUUUGUUUGUUAUAAUUCUCUGUAUAUUUGUGUGUUCUAAACCAUUCAUGUUUUCAUGCUUAAUGUUUAA